GCAAAAGGUAGGGGAACAGCUAGCUUUGUUUUUUCAAGUAACAGGGCGCAGGGAACUGCCCCUAAGUCUGAGGCUUGUGAACUGAAGCUGCUGAUUUUACAAGCUGUCUGUGAAAGUUCUGUAUCCAGUAGAUAAAAGGCCCUGAACAUGAAGCAAGGGUCCAACCUUAAAAAAAAAAAUCAAUGAACAAAUCCAGGCUGACAUUGUACACUGCAAACACCCACUUCAGCUCGGAAAGCCCCAUCCUCCAGCCUUGAGAGGCUGGCAAAGCUACUGCUUGCAGCUGUAGCAACACCCCCCAGCUCAGAACUCAGCACAAGAACUCUUAACUUCAGAAGUGCCUAAAAGGAAAGAAAUCCCUUUUAAGGAAGCAUUUCAUGAAAGGCGAGCGCUGCUAUUCUACAUGCCCAUUCCAUUCCCUUGUAGAACCAGAACAAGAGUUUCACGCAUGCAUGUUCUUUUCCUUUCCCUGUGCUUUGCUUGUGCACCAGCUGUUUGCCAAAAAUAAACACCAUUCCACAACCAUAUAUGUGCAACAGCCUUCUGGUGAUUGUAAGCCCCCUCCAGCACUGCCUUUAUUCCACAGGGCUGGGAGACACUCGUUCUUUCUAACACGCUCGGCCAGGCUAUGCAUAUAACCCAGCUGAAUCGAGAAUGCCUUUUACAUUUAUAUUCUUUUCUGGACAAAAACAGUAGGAAAAGUUUAGCAAAAACAUGCCACAAGCUGCUAGAAGUGUUUCGGGAUCCUUUACUGUGGUCUUUGUUGAACUUUCAUUCUCCAGCGGAACUAAAGAAGGAUAAUUUUCUCCUGGGACCUGCUUUAAAAUACUUAUCCAUCUGCUGGUAUUCAGAGAGAGUCAAGGUCUGUAACGUUGAGGACUGGAUGAAAAACGAUUUCCAGAAAGACUUCUGUAACAGGCAUGAAAACGUUGUCAAUGAUUUUUUACUAGAAGUUUGCAACAGAUCUCCAAACCUGCUAUCGCUGACCCUGUCCGGAUGUGGCCACGUUACAGACGAUUGCAUCUUGCUGCUUCUCAAGAACUGCCCAAACCUCAAGACACUCAAACUGGAAAACUGUGUGCGGAUCACUGACCAGACACUGGAAGCAGUGACCCUCUACGGGGGAUCACUGCAAACGCUCCACGUGGAUUUCUGCCGGAACAUAACACAAAGAGGUCUAGAGAGAGUCAGGGAAAAACGUCCUUCAGUAAUGCUGAGAGCAGAGAGAAGUGCUAAUAUGAUUCCAGACAAUAAACCAGAAAAAAAGCUGAUGCUUGAGAAAGCGUCAAGAAAAUUGGUUCAGCUUUAAAUGCAACAAAUUGAAUAAACUCAGUCAAUGUGGGUAUUUUA
Molecule: messenger RNA, 1350 nt
Organism: Tyto alba (common barn owl)
Lineage: Eukaryota; Metazoa; Chordata; Aves; Strigiformes; Tytonidae
Gene: FBXL22
Product: F-box and leucine rich repeat protein 22
Exons: 2
Coding region: 629-1309 (226 amino acids)
Biological process (GO): SCF-dependent proteasomal ubiquitin-dependent protein catabolic process
Cellular component (GO): SCF ubiquitin ligase complex
Molecular function (GO): protein binding
Source: RefSeq, a predicted model, not a curated record